This is a messenger RNA of Aspergillus novofumigatus IBT 16806, 1524 nucleotides long. RefSeq names its product maltose permease. Bases 1 to 1524 code for a protein of 507 amino acids. Gene Ontology annotation, cellular component: membrane. Gene Ontology annotation, molecular function: carbohydrate:proton symporter activity. NCBI's taxonomy places the organism in Eukaryota, Fungi, Ascomycota, Eurotiomycetes, Eurotiales, Aspergillaceae. The transcript is spliced from 3 exons. Gene Ontology annotation, biological process: carbohydrate transport; transmembrane transport. The record is from RefSeq and is a predicted model, not a curated record.
AUGGAAGUCAAGGAUCUCUCUGUUCAGCAUGAGGAGGCUGUUGGUCCAUCUCCAAUCGCCGACAAGAAAAUGCACACCACAGCCGACAAUGACCAUGAGCAUUCUCUGACUUUUCAAGAUGUCUGGAAGCAUCAUAAAGGACUGAUCGGCUGGUCAUUCUACUGGGCUUUUUGUGCUAUUGGCUGGGGCUUCGACUCUCAAAUCAACGGCGCCAUGAUCUCGGUCCCAUCCUUCCGGCGCGACUUUGGCUACAUCUUUGAUAACGAGCCGGUCUUGCCUGCCAAUUGGCAGACAGCCUUCAACGUCAUCAGCUCUGUGGGAGGGUUCUUCGGUGGCUUCAUCUGCAGCUGGCUAGCCGAUCGUGCGGGAAGGAAACUCGCCCUGCUAGCUGCCAUCCUCCUCUGCGCCGGUGGCUGUCUUGGAGAAGUCUUCUCCGUCUCUCGGGUCGCCUUCCUCAUAUCCAAGCUCAUUCUCGGAGUUGGUCUCGGAUUCUAUCUGACUCUCGGGCCACUAGUGUGCAGCGAGAUCGCCCCCGUUGCGAUACGUGGCCUGUCCACUGCAGGCAUCAACCUCGGCAUCGCUAUCGGCCAGCUUCUCUCAAACGCCGUCAUCAAGGCUUUUGGCUCGCGGACCGAUCGCUGGGCGUAUGCCGGCCCGUUCGCCGUCCAGAUGAUCUUCACCGUCAUUCUACUUUUCGGUUUGCCGUUCGCACCUGAAAGCCCAUGGUACCAUGCUCGCAAGAAUCAACCCGAAAAGGCGCUCAAAUCCCUUCAGCGGCUCUGGGGUGAGGACUUUGACGCACAGUCUAAGCUCAGCGCGCUGCAAACUACCAUCGAGGAGGAAUCGCUGCAGAAGAAGGCCAGCUUCGCAGACUGUUUCCGCGGCACCAAUCGUCUGCGCACGGGUGUCUCGGUGGGCGUCUUUGCGUGCCAGCAUUUUGUCGGCAUAAUUUUCGUCCUGGGCUACUCGACCUAUUUCUUCCAACUCGCAGGACUCGACGAGGCACACUCUUUCGAUCUCGGAGUUGGUGUUACGGCCUGCGGAGUCGCAGGGAACAUCACCAGCUGGUUUGUAGUGGAGCGCGUGGGUCGACGCCCACUCUUCGUCGGCGGCAUGGCGGUAUUGACACUCCUCCUCUUACUGAUUGGCAUCGUGGACGUUGUGCAGGCCUCCUGCACCGUUAUCUACGCGUUCGUCUACUUCCUCACCAUUGGCGCCAUCGCGUUCGUCCUACUAAGCGAAACCUCGAGUCCGACUCUACGUGCGCGCACCACUGCCUUGGCUACCGCGACUCAAGCUGUGUUUGGGAUUGCGAUGAACUUUGCUGUUCCGUAUAUGGUCAAUCCGGACGAGGGCAACUUGAAGGGCAAAGUGGGGUUUGUGUUUGGUGGGUUGGCUGCUGCUGCUACGCUGGGAAGCUAUCUCUACAUUCCUGAGUUGAAGGGCCGAACGUUCAUUGAGAUUGAUACCUUGUUCGCGAGAUGUGUUCCACCACGGAAGAUGGGUGUUACUGUGUUGGAAUGA